AUGUUCAUCAUACAGGUUCUACUUACCUAUUCUGCAGCUUCUCUUAAGCUCAACUCGAAAAAUGAGAUUUACCAUCGCUGCUCUGCUCUUGCUCUCGCAGGCUCUGCCCUCGGUCGUACUUUCACAGUAUACAACGCUUGCCCCUUCACUAUCUGGCCAGCUGUCUUCACUGAUCUAAAUGUUGGAUCCGCCGUCCCCAGCAUCGAGACUGGAUGGGAGGCCCCGGCCUGGAGCAAGCGUACCUUCAACGUGCCCGACAACUGGAAGGCGGGUCGUAUCUGGGGUCGCCGCAACUGCAACUUCUCUUCCAACCCUGGUCCUAACUCUUGUCUUACCGGUGGCUGCAACGGUGGACUGAGGUGUGACUCUCGCACUGGUACUGGUGUACCUCCAGCAAGUGUUGCCGAGUGGACUCUCAGCGCUGGUGACGGCCAGGAUUGGUACGAUGUAUCACUCGUCGACGGAUACAACCUACCCAUGCGUAUCUCGAACAGCGUUAGCUGCCCAGUCGCCGAGUGCGCUGUUGACCUUGGCCCGAACUGCCCUGCUCCUCUGAAGGGACCUUUCGAUGGCUCUGGCUUCCCUGUUGGCUGCAAGUCUGCUUGCGUUGCGAACCUCGACGGCAACCAGGGCAACUCGAAGAAUUGCUGCUCUGGACAGUACAGCACCCCUCAGACUUGCCCUCCUAGCGGUGUUCAGUACUACUCGUACUUCAAGAAUGCCUGCCCACGUUCGUACGUCUAUGCUUAUGACGAAUCGAGCAAGACUGCUCUCUGGACCUGCCCUGCCUCGAAGAAGGCUGACUACACCCUUACUUUCUGCCCUUGA
Molecule: messenger RNA, 828 nt
Organism: Rhizoctonia solani
Lineage: Eukaryota; Fungi; Basidiomycota; Agaricomycetes; Cantharellales; Ceratobasidiaceae
Product: pathogenesis-related protein PR5K (thaumatin family)
Exons: 5
Coding region: 1-828 (275 amino acids)
Biological process (GO): defense response
Cellular component (GO): extracellular region
Source: RefSeq, a predicted model, not a curated record